UGUACCUACGUUACGAAGGUACUCUUAUAGUUAGUUGGAAUGUAUAACGACGCCGCGUCGGUUAUAGUUCCGUAUACCCGUAAAAUCUAAUGGAAAAGCCAAAAUUUAACAAAUUUUAAUUUUCAAAUUGUGUACGCGUGUGCGAUUAAUCCGGAUCUAAUAUCCGAGAAUAUAUUCAUUCGAAUCUGUGAAGCUUGAAAGUAAUUUAAUGAAUGUGCACUUGCAUAUGUCGUGUAUCUGUAUCUUAUCCGAAAUUUCCAUUCAAACGGUAUACGAAAUAUAUAAAACCCCUUUUGUGAGCUUUGAUUAAGUGUUAUUAAUUCAACACACACUGAAUAUUCGGGUGGUGGUGAUAUGAAGGCGCACAGCUUACUUAUAUGCAAGAACUUACACCCACUCAAGUUUAUUCAAUUUAUUUGAUGAAAAAAACAUAUCUACCAAAAAAUAAGAAGAACAAAACUUGUGCAAAAUUGAAAAACUAACUCCAAUGCGAAAUGGCAUGCUUCCCGAGAAUACUUAAGAAGAAAGAUGGAUUCUAUCCAAGGAGCCAGAUGAACUUCUUAAAUGAAACUUCUACUUCAUCAAGAAGUGAUAAUCCUGAGAAAUAUACACGACGAGAAGAGCCAUCUCUUGUUUACGAAAAUGGAAACAGAAUGACAAAAGAGAGUGGCUUUUUGGAUGAUAAUGAUAAACUUGCAACUACCAUGAUAAGGGAUUCAGGCGUUCAAAUUGAGGAUACAUUCGAGGAGGCAAAAGAAAAUGCAGUUGAUGCUUCCAGCCGUGCCGCAGGUGGAGUUAUGUUCUCCAGGCCAAAGUUAUCAAACAAGAAACCCAUAAGCAUUGAAGUAUUUAGAAAGAACGAAUCGGCCCGUAAUCUGAUACGAACUGCCAUCGAGAAGAACGACUUUCUCAACAAUUACAUGGACAAAGACCGAAAGGAGAUGGUAAUUGAUGCCAUGCAACCGGCUUCUUACGACGAAGGCAGCUACAUAAUCCGAGAGAACGAAGAGGGCUCUGAAAUCUUCGUUUCCGAGGAAGGAUAUUAUGAUGUUAUUAAGUCGGGCAAUAUAAUUGGCACCAUUGGACCGGGCACUGUUUUCGGCGAAUUGGCAAUUCUCUAUAGUGCGAAAAGAUUUGCCUCCAUAAAGACUGUUACCAGAGCUAAAGUGUGGAAAAUCGAUAGGUUAAAGUUUCGCAAUAUAAUGCUUGUCUCCGGGUAUAAGGAGAAGGAAGAGUAUUUGCAGUUCCUUAAGUCGUCACCCAUACUCAAAGACCUCUCGCAAGAUGUUCUCUGCAAACUUGUCGAUAUUCUCAAAAGGAGAUUUUAUCCUGGAAAUACGUGCAUAGUGCGUGAGGGUGAAGUUGGUAACGAGUUCUUCAUUAUCAGAGGUGGAACGGUUACAAUUAAGAAGAUUCAGGCGGAUGGCACUGAAAAAAUCGUGGCCCACCGAAAACGGGGUGAUUAUUUCGGAGAGCAUGCAAUCCUCAAUGCUGAUGUUCGCCAAGCCAGUGUCUAUGCAGAUCCUCCAGUGACCGAAUGUCUAAAACUAGAUCGAGAAACUGUGAUAAGUUACUUGGGCACCAUACCACAGCUGCGGGAAACACUUGACAAGACUCCUGCGCAGGAGCGAUUCUCAUCUGGUAGACGCUCGGAGUUCGAGAGAACUUAUGCUGGAAUAGAGUUGAGUGAUUUGCGGAAAAUAGCUACAUUGGGAGCUGGAGCGUUUGGACGGGUGGAUUUGGUCCAGCACAGAAGUGAUGGACGGACGUUUGCAUUGAAAAUUUUAAGAAAAGUUGAUGUCAUAAAACAGGACCAAGUCGAGCAUGUUUACAGCGAGAAACAAGUCAUGAUGAUGUGCAGAGGAAGUCCGUUUAUUGUUGAAUUGUAUAAAACAUUUCGCAACGACAAAUACGUCUACUUCCUCAUUGAAGCAUGCCUCGGCGGCGAUGUUUGGACGAUAAUGUCAAAAAGAAAAUAUUUCGAUGAAAGGACUGCUCGUUUCAUUGCCGGAUGUGUUGUGGAAGCCUUCGAAUACUUGCACAGCCGAAAUAUAAUAUAUCGUGAUUUAAAACCUGAGAAUCUGAUGCUCACCACCGAUGGAUAUUGCAAGCUUGUUGAUUUUGGUUUUGCUAAACGAAUUCUAGAAUGUCACAAAACAAACACAUUCGCUGGCACACCCGAAUACGUGGCGCCCGAAAUCAUUUUAGAUCGAGGACAUGACAAAUCAGUUGACUAUUGGGCUUUGGGAAUUCUUAUAUUCGAAUUGCUAGUUGGUAAAUCACCAUUUCGUGGUCAGAAUCAAAUCAAAAUCUAUCAGCAGAUAUUGGGCGGAAUCGAUGUCAUCCAGAUGCCAUCGAAAAUACCAAAAACCGCACAAGGUCUUAUCAAACAGCUAUGCAAACAAAUGCCUGCAGAACGUUUGGGCUAUCAACGCAAAGGUAUCCUUGAUAUAAAACGUCAUGGCUGGUUCGAUGGAUUUGAUUGGAAGAGGCUUAAAGCCAAAACAUUACCCUCGCCUAUACAACGACCUAUUAGCAGUAAUAUGGAUUUGCAGUACUUUGAACCGUGUGGGGCAGAAAAUGAUGAGCCACCUGAUGAAAAUAGUGGUUGGGAUGUUGAUUUUUAAGGGAAUCCAUAUUGUGUUUGAGCCAUUUAAUGCAUUUAGAGAAUUAUAUAUUUUCACCCAUAUUGAUUAUGAUCUUAAUAUUUUAUGGAUAUCUCAAUUUUUGUUAAGUCCUAGAAAGAAACUUUGUAAAUACAUAAAAAAAAGAA
Molecule: messenger RNA, 2773 nt
Organism: Eupeodes corollae
Lineage: Eukaryota; Metazoa; Arthropoda; Insecta; Diptera; Syrphidae
Product: cGMP-dependent protein kinase 1
Exons: 11
Coding region: 495-2627 (710 amino acids)
Biological process (GO): protein phosphorylation
Molecular function (GO): cGMP-dependent protein kinase activity; ATP binding
Source: RefSeq, a predicted model, not a curated record